Messenger RNA from Lodderomyces theae, 2007 nucleotides. RefSeq lists its product as uncharacterized. The transcript has a single exon. The record is from RefSeq and is a predicted model, not a curated record. Bases 1 to 2007 code for a protein of 668 amino acids. Gene Ontology annotation, cellular component: membrane; Golgi apparatus. NCBI's taxonomy places the organism in Eukaryota, Fungi, Ascomycota, Pichiomycetes, Serinales, Debaryomycetaceae. Gene Ontology annotation, biological process: vacuolar transport; protein localization to membrane.
AUGAAGCUACGUCUCAUACAUUUGUUCAUUCUACUAUUUUCUGCAUUCACUAAUGCUGACAUUUUCAAUUUCAAGCCAAACUACUAUCAUAUUGGCGACCACGUCGAUCUUCUAUUCAAUAAAGUUGAAUCUGACAAGACGCAACUCCCCUUUGCCUACUUCUCGCUCCCGUUUGUUUGUCCUCCCGUAAAUAACGCCAAGCCGGUUCAUUUAUCGUUGGGAGAGAUUUUACGUGGUGAUCGUAUUUGGCAAAGUGGCUACGACUUGAAGUUUGGUGUUGAUGAGCCGUGUUUGCGGCUAUGCGAUUUACUAGCUAGUCAGUCUGGUAUCAGACGUGCUUCUAAUUUGAUUAAAGAUGGGUAUGUUGUUCAUUGGACAAUUGAUGAUCUACCUGGAGCCACCACUUUUGAAACCAAUAGUCAUAGGAGAAAGUAUUAUGCUGCUGGGUUUCCUAUGGGGUUCGUUGAUGAAAAAACUGAUAUCAGUUACUUGUACAAUCAUGUGAUGUUGGUGAUUAGGUACCAUCAAGAACAAGACCCUUCAAAGUACACUAUUGUUGGUUUCGAAGUGUAUCCCAAAAGCGUCAUUGAUGAGAAUUGCCCAACAAGUAAAGACUAUCAAAAUUUCCCCUUGAUUUAUAAAGCUGAUGAACGGGGUGAAUUGAGUACUGAAAAGACUAGGAUUCCUUAUACGUAUUCUGUGUAUUGGCGAGAGGAUUCAUCGAUUGAUUAUGAUUCGAGAUGGGAUUUGUACUAUGAAAAUGAGUCCGGAGAUAGUCUGCUGAAGAUUCAUUGGAUCUCGUUUGUAAAUUCAACGGUGUUGAUCUUUUUGGCCUCGUUGAUUGUGAUGAUUGUGAUGAUACAAGUCUUGAAGAAGGAUAUACGGCAACAAGCUCCUAAGUUGCCCCUCAGCGAUAGUGCUAUUGCUGCGGGUGAAGUAGGAGCGGCCUCUGACCAUGUUUCAACUACUGGAGGCGGAUGGAAGAAUUUGGCCAACGAAGUCAAUGCUAUCCCAAAUGCUGAAUUGUUGUUGACUACAUUAGUCCUGGGCGGUGUACAAACGUUGAUUGCCAUUGUUGGGGUCAUUGCUAUUACCAGUCUCAACUCGAUCAAAUCAAAGCACUACUUUUUCAAUAAUCAUCAAGGAGCAAUAUUUUCAUUUGGUAUAUUUUGUUUUAUGGGGUCAGGUUUAGUUUCAUCGUCCUUGGGACUUAUAUUACACAAGAUGUUCCGCAAGGAAACUAAUAUGCGUUACGAUAUCUGGCAAACAUUGAUCUUAUCGCUAAUGUUUAGUGCUGUGUUGCCUGCUUUUUUAUUUUUGUUGAUGUUCAUCUUGAACUUCUUUGUUUGGGCUCAAGAUUCAUCUACUGCAUUGCCAUUUGGAACCAUUGUUGUGUUUGUGUUGCUAUUUAUUUUGAUUCAGUGUCCAUUGGGUGUAAUUGGAGGUGUUUAUGGUAACAACUACAAGUUUAACCCAAAGAACUUUUUGUCAAAUGGCGACGAUGAAAAAAGGCAAGGUCGUUCACAUAGAAAAGGGGCAAGGUUGCACAAACAGUUGGCGUCGUAUUUAAAGAGUGUCCUUACCCACGGGUUGAUCCCAUUUGGAAUUGUCUAUGUCGAACUUUUAUUUGUCUUCAAUUCCGUAUGGUUGGAAAAGACAACCUUUUAUUACAUGUACGGGUUCUUGUUUGUCACUACUGUAAUGUUGAUCAUAAUCAUAGUGGAGUUGACAAUUGUCCUGAUUUAUGUAUCAUUGGUCUAUUACAAUGAUGCCAAUUGGACUUGGUUAUCAUUCAAAGUGGGGUCGAGUAUUGGCUGGUACAUUUAUGCAUAUUCAAUCUAUUACUUCAUUACUGUGUUAAACAUCGACGAUUUUGUCAGUUCAUUGUUAUUCUUUAGUUACAUGGGGUUGGCAUGUUUCAUUAUUGGUAUUGCCUGUGGUGCAGUUGGAGUGUUGACGGGACUAGUGUUUAUCAGAAAGAUCUAUAGCGCAGUUAAACUAGAAUAA